This is a messenger RNA of Linum trigynum, 3669 nucleotides long. The record is from the annotation of a GenBank genome assembly. Lineage: Eukaryota; Viridiplantae; Streptophyta; Magnoliopsida; Malpighiales; Linaceae.
GUUAAAAAUAAAAAAUUUAACAAUAGACUAAUGCAUGGUAUCUAAUGGGCUAACCGCUAACCAUAAAAUAAAAGAGUUGAAUGGGCCUGACCUACAUGGGAUUUGGUCAUCAAGUAAAACAAAUGAACAUCAUGGGUUUGCCAUUCUAAAACAAGCUAUUUUCUCUGGCAUAAUAUAUAUUAUGCUAUUAUUUUAUAUCUUAGUGGCUAAAAUAUAAUGUAUUUUAAAGUUAUUCAAUGGUUCAACCUCGACCAACCCAAUUAGUCCAAUUUUUAUCAUUUCAAAUAUAUAUUUUAUAAUUAUUUGACAUCAUAAUGAUCAAAUUAUAGUGUAUUUUAUAGGGAAUCGUUUGGUAUUUGUUAGUAAAAAACUAAACAUAAAAAUCUAUUUGGUUAUUUUAAACAUUAAAACGAUCCUCAACCUUUUCAGUUCCUUUUGAAUUUAUUGUCAAAAAAAAAAUCCUUUUGAAUUUAUAUGGUUUUAUUCCAAAAUAAGUGAUGUGCAAAUGGCGAAUUGUAGUCGUCUUUUUUCUUUCACUAUUUUUUUAUUUUCAAAUAGAAAGUUUAAAAGUAAAGAAUAAUUAGAAUUUGGCAUGGGUCGGUCAAACAGGUUGAAUUUCAAGUUUUGGCCCAUUUGUUUUAUGCAUUGCAAAUUUAUUAGCAUGUUGAUGGAAAUGGCUUGGAAAAAAGACAUAUAUGUUGUAUCUUUGCAGAAAUGUCCUCAAAUGUUUGAAUGCUUUGUGAAUCAGGUUCUGUGACUUUUGUGAUGGUGUAUGUGCUUGACGAUUGCUCGAUGUUGUAACUACUUAAUUUAAGAGUAAAUCUUUUGACUUUCCCUAUGAGUUGUGAUACCAGUUCUGGUGGUUGCAGCAUGUUGUCGUUGUUGGCCUGUAAAAGUUGUUCCGCCGUGAUGCUAAAUACCUUUCUUUCUUUUUUAACAAAUUUUGUAGUAGUGCUAUGAAACAGACCACCCAUGAACGCUACGCUUAUUAUGUUCUGUUCUUACUUCCGGUGGUGAGAAAUUGUGAAUUGAGAAUCAUAUUCGCCUACCGCACUGUGUCUGGUUGGUGGCUGCUUACUGUGCUCUCUAGAGUUAUGAAACAGACUACCCAUGAACUUUACCCUUAAGAGUCCACAACUUUGCGAAAAACCAAAUAUAGGCAAUCAAAGGUGGUGGAAGUGUGAUGAUUUUUUAUGGCUUAAUUGUUUGUGAAUUAGAUAUCUGAUCUUUGUAUGGUUAGAGGGGAUGUUUGCUUAAUAGAAUAAUCCAUUUUAAUUCAUGUUUAUUUUUAACAUAAGCUUUAGGCCCUGUUUAGUAUCGAUUUGUUGCUGUUGUGGUUGCAGUGGUGUUGUGUAAACAGAUGUACAACCACAACAGGAAAAAAAUAGAAAACACAAACCUGUUUAGUUGAUAAUCUAAAAAAUAAUGAAAGCAGAGAACAAGAAACAAAAACGCGUUCAAUUACUACUAUUAGAAUUAAAAACAAGAAAAGAGAGGAGGCGGCGGCGGGGGAAAGGAUUCGAAGUCGGCGACGGGAAUCGAGAGGAGGAGGCGGCAAGGGUUGCGAGGUCGGGCGACAGGGAAAAGGGAGGCGGCGGGGGCAAAGGGACGAAAUCGACGACGAGGGGGAGAUGGACGAUAUCGGUGGCCUGGGUCUCAAGAGGAAGAAGUUGAGAGAGGGAGGGAGCUGUUGGGUGGCGGGUUUGGGAGAAAACGAGGGUAGGGUUGGCCGACUAGGGUUUGGAGGUGGGUUUGGGAGUUAAAAAAAAAAAGAGAAAUUUUUUGCUUUAGGUGGGAUUCGAAUUGAGGGUUGUUUUAAUGAAAACAAACGGAAAUCCCGUGUAAAACAUGUAUAAGAAUCAAAUCCAAAGCAAUAAAUUGUUGUUUCUCAAAUUUGGACCCUGUUGUGCAAAUCCGAUUCACAACAAAAAAUAGAAACCCAACUAAACAUGUUUUUUUUUUCUUGGUUUCUCCAAUCUUGAAAAACACAACAGAAAACAAAAACAUAUAACAAUACUAAACGGAGCCUUAGUAACUCAAAACCUUUGAGACACAUAUCACCUACUGCAUUGUAUCAUUUUGCCUGGGUGCUUGCUGUGUUGUCAAACUUCUUUGCUGCUGAUGCAUUUACACUAACAGGGGAGUUAAGAACCCAUGAAUGUUUCCGUUUGACACAAACAAGAGGACUUACUUCUAAAUCGUGCACUAAAGAUGAUUGGAGGAAACAUCUCUGUUGCAGUUGAUACACUGGAGACCAUAACAAAAGCAACGUAUAACAUCAAAACCAACCAUCUGAACUAUUAGCAUUGUUGCUUUACUCUUUUUUCGUGGUUGAGUCUCCUUCAAAAAAUUUAGUUUGAUUUUAGAAAAUUUUGAAAUGCAAUCCUGUCUUGCCACCAACGCGUUCAGUAGAUGGAGAUGGCAGAGGCGAAGGCUAUUUUGUGUUGUUGUUGCUGGUUUAGGGAUCGGUUUGUGAAGAAGAGGGAGAAGAGAGGGGGAAAGGGAAAUGCAUGAGAGGGGGAUAACUCUUUUCUCCGACAAAAAUGGAGUGAAGAAAGGAAUUAUGAUCAGUAAGGAUAUGGUUAUCUUACAUAACUGUGUCUAUUCUGUUUGAAUUGAGCUUGGGAGGUAGUGAUAAGGACGAGCUGCAACCAAUUCAUAGUGAUAAGAGUGCUAUGAACUGUGAUCAUGUCUUAUUUCAAGUUAGAAGGUAGUUUCAGUAUAAGGAUUAAUUAAUUUGACAAGUUGUUUCGUCCAUGAUUCUUGGUAGUUUCAGUGCCAUUCUAGCCAUUGUUUAGUCUGUAAUUUUUGAGAAUUGAUGUGCAAGUAAUGACUUUCACUUAGCUUCAACUAUUAUGUGUGUAUUUAUUGGCAUGUGAUAGAAUUCUCUUUUCCUUUUCUUUGAAUUCAGUUUCAUACUCUAAUUGUAUCAUUUGUACAUAGGCAAAUCAUGCUCGAGAUGACAACUCGCUGAUAUGGCUUGUGCAAGGAAUGAAGCCAUCAUUAAAAUUCAGACCGACAACGGGGAGGGAUGCCCAGGACUAAUUCAAUGAUGAUUAAUGAUGGUAUGAUAAAAACUGCAGUCUGCAUCAGCACCAAUUUCUAGGCCUAAGUAAAGUUAUUCAACCUAGAACUCUGCUUAGCGCUAAAAAUUGCCCUCACCCAACCUUUAUCCUGUUUGACCCACUUCUGAAGAGUCAAGAUAUAUUACUAAUUCUCUCCGUUCGUAUUUUCUUAUUGGCUCUUUCUGACCCUUUAGGUUGGGGCGGGUCGGGAAGAAUCGGAUUAGUGGGCCGGUCCUAAUCAAGUGGAAUCCCAAUCCCUUCACUCUCACUUGCUUUCUCUCCCAUUCCACAAGUGGGUAACAUAUAGUAAUCCGGCCAACGGGCCGGGUAAUAAGCUAGUCCUUUAUUAUAAAAGGCUAAGUGUAACUACACUUUUUGAAGUGGCUUUGUGCUUCAUAAGUUAAAAUUAACCAAAGAAUUUUGCAAAUGAAAAUUUAGAAAAAGGUUUAAAAGUGGGGACUCACUACAGUAAUUUCGAUAUAAUUUUAAGUUAGGUAACUUGAUUAAAUCUGAAUAAUUAAAAUACAUCCUAAUUAGUUUAAGUCAUUGAUUAAAAAAGAAACAAAAGAAACACAAAAAUAUAAAAUAAACGGGGGAUGGGAUU